Messenger RNA from Chiloscyllium plagiosum (whitespotted bambooshark), 2152 nucleotides. The record is from RefSeq and is a predicted model, not a curated record. NCBI's taxonomy places the organism in Eukaryota, Metazoa, Chordata, Chondrichthyes, Orectolobiformes, Hemiscylliidae.
AAAAGUGCUAUGUAAAUGAAAAUCUUUUAUUGACAAAACUGUUUUCUUUGCCUAAAUCAUUAGUUGCUAGUGGAAAAAUUGACUGAUACUGAAACCCCGAAUCACAGCUUGUAUAUUUUGUUUUAAAGCUUGAAACUUAUUUUAUCUUUGGUGGCAUUAUUUUGCAUUAGUGACAUUGAAGUUAAAGCGCUUUAAGUCAAUAAUUAUUCUUUCUUUAGGGAUCGACCCCUCUACCUUUGCAUACAGGCACAGACGCAGAAGAGUGUGGACAGGGCUGUAAACAGGAUCAAAGAGAUUAUUGGUGAAGCAUUAGCAAAAGAAGCCAUCAAACAGCCACUUCCACCUGUAGUGACAUCUACUGCAAGGAGUAGUCCUAUGGCUGCACACAAUUCUCCAUACAACUCUUUGCCCCAGUUACAACCAGGGAUGCAUUUUGUUCAGGACAAAAUCUUUGUAGGUCUCGAGCAUGCUCCUCCGAAUUUCAAUGCAAAAGAAAAAGUGGAAGGUCCAGGAGGGUCUUUCCUGCACCAUAUUCAAAAUGAAACAGGAGCCAAAGUUCACCUCCGAGGUAAAGGGUCAGGGUUCAUUGAACCAAUGUCUGGAAGGGAGGCAUUCGAACCUAUGUAUAUUUAUAUCACUCAUCCUAAACCAGAAGGUUUGGCGUCAGCAAAAACACUUUGUGAAAACUUGCUUCAGACAGUACAUGCAGAAUAUUCUAGAUACCAAAGCCAGAUUACAUCAGGACUGGGUCCACCAUCAGUCUACUCCAUGGUGACACCAUCUCCAGCUAUGGCUCCUACCCAGAAUCCAGUCUCUGUUUUAGCUCCAGUGAUGACGUCACAGCCAUAUUCCAUUCAGCCUCAGACAUCUGUCCCGUACACAUUUGCCAACACAAAUGCACAGUAUACUGCACAGCAGUUCAGGCAGCCUCUUCCAACACCGUAUACUGCUGGGCUUCCUGCAGAGAUCUCUCAAAAUCAAGUAGUGUCUGGGAUCAUGAAUCCUGGAACUCAGAACAACUUUCAGGUGCCACAGCCCAUGCCAGGACCUUGUUACACACCACAGCCUUUGCAGCAAGCUGGAACAAGUAUGCAGCAGGUCCAACCUGUAAACUCUGCUCCAAUGCCAGUGUCUUUAUCCAGCUCAGAAUAUCAGUUCCAGACCACAGGUACUAGUAACCCAAUGCCACUGCCUCCUCAGCCACAAAAGAGACGUUUUACUGAAGAAAGAGCAGCAAAUUCACCAGAAGGUCUUCUUGGAUACCGGCACGGACCAUUUCACUUGACUAAUCUAGGUACUAGGAGCAGUCAGGAUAUGGGAUCUGGGAUGAAGAUAGCUGCUGAUUCUGCCCUCUUUGGAAGGGAAAGAGAAAGGCAGCUGCUGCCCUUGCUGUCCAACCAUGGAGAUCAUUCUGAAAUGCCGAAGACCUCGAUGCAAAUGUUGCACACCUUAAACAUGCAAGGUCAUAUCUCUUCUCCAAGCCAUAAGCGACACAAGACUAGUGAUAGCCUAGGUGCCCUGGCACAGUAUGGGGAGGACUCUUCAGAUGAGGAAGAUGACCGGCAUAAGCGAGGUGGGAGAUACAGACCUUCUGGAAAUGCAUCACGCAAUAUGUACCAUCCCUACUUUCAGCAUUCAAUCCACCAACAGCAUCCUCAUCAACACCAUCAGCAGCAGCAACAUGGUUUACCCAGGUCUCAAAAUUCCAUGCCCUUCUGGAUGGCACCCAAUUAAUAUUGCAAAUGUUGUAAAUGUAUCUUUGUCAAUGUUCUCUUCACUCUGUGCAGCUAAACUACUAUUGUACAAAUCAGCCUGUGUGUGCUAGGUGCAGUACUAUUACCCAAUUUCUGAGGACACCUGGAAUUAAAUUUAAUGGACCAUCAUAAUCGAGUGGCUGGCUGUGUAACAUUGGAAGAUAGACUUUAAUGAAAGUUGCAGUUGAACCAUCAUAUUUGGCAUUUUUACAGGAAUCCAGCUGCAGUAUUGUGAAGAGUGAAGUCACAAAUUCCAGAAUUAAGGACAAUGAAAACUCCAGCUUUUUCCUGCUGGUACUUUGCAGAAGCAUGAUUUGUGCACCAAUCUUAUGUUGUAAUUGGCAAGGAUUUAGUGUAUUAAAUAUAGCCUGUAAAAUAAAAGUAUGUGAAAGAAGUGA